Molecule: messenger RNA, 1068 nt
Organism: Lasiosphaeria miniovina
Lineage: Eukaryota; Fungi; Ascomycota; Sordariomycetes; Sordariales; Lasiosphaeriaceae
Exons: 2
Coding region: 1-1068 (355 amino acids)
Source: RefSeq, a predicted model, not a curated record
AUGUCGUCGCCAAUGAAGCAAAAGCCGGAGGCGGUGGCAGAUAGGGUUCUGAAGCGUCUUGAAAUCAGCAAGAUGGCCCGGAAACUUCAGGACCGCCUCGCACUGGCGCAGUUCAAGACGAAAUAUGGUUGGGAGGAUCUGACGCUAGACAGUCUCGAGCCUAAGCUCGAGGAGGAGAAACGCAAACGAAUGCCUGACGGUGACAUACUGUCCGACUCGUCUUCGAGCGCAUCCGACCUACCGUACCCCACGAGGGCCUUGAUGAGCUCACCACUUAAAGCCCCGUUCUUUUCAGACGCCGUUGGGUCUAGCAGCGGGAGUACUGGCCACCGGAAGCGUACCUACAUGGCCUCAUUCGACCACAUUGCGUCAAGUCCCAGCAAACGCUUCCGCCACUCACCAACAGCGCACAGGUCUUUCACAACCGGUCAUACAUCUUGGAAAGACCACCACCAGCUUGCACAGUCAUCGCCUAUAAAACCUCGGCGGCAACAGCACUUCACCACGUCAACAGGGCCUGAUGUAUCGUUUUUUGCAGGCUCAGGAAGGAUGGCUAAUGCCCUUAUCGCGCCAACUUAUGUCAUCAACUCCGAUGACGAGGACGAGGACGACCUUCCAAUUUCCCACUCAUUUCGACCGAGCCAUACCCGAGGGUCGCCACCCCAAACACCACCCAUGCGGAGCCGCUCCGGUCCCAGCAAGAACCGAGACAAGAUGUCGGCCGCGGCGCCAGCGGACGAUAUCAAGGCCGGCGAGGAAGGUGCUGAUCUCCUCCUUUACCUGGCAGCGUCACCCUCGCCGGCGAACCCCAAAACUAGCAGGAUGGAGCCUCCAUCUACUCCGCCACCAAAGAAUAAGCUUGCGCUGCCAUCAUCUAUGAUGACCACUCCAGGGGGCGGUCUUCCGUUCCCCAACACGCCAGGCAUCGCCUUUGACUUUUCAGACUUUGUCCAUAUGACACCCAGCCCAGCCCAAAAGCCGUGGAAGACGCCGGGGACGCUGGGAGGGGCCAAGACACCCCUCAGUGUUGCGAGACGACGAAUUAACUUUGACGAGCUGCUACCUUGA